Grus americana (Whooping crane) is the source of this 1327-nucleotide messenger RNA. RefSeq lists its product as uncharacterized. Gene Ontology annotation, cellular component: nucleus. The record is from RefSeq and is a predicted model, not a curated record. Bases 248 to 1327 code for a protein of 359 amino acids. The transcript is spliced from 2 exons. NCBI's taxonomy places the organism in Eukaryota, Metazoa, Chordata, Aves, Gruiformes, Gruidae.
UCCGCACGGCACCGGCCCGGCGGGAGGGCAGCGGCGGCAGCGCGGGACCCCGCCGGGCGCCCGGCCGUGGGGAGCACCGGGGACACACCAGCAUCGGCACCCCCGGGGGCAGCCGGUCUUGCUGAGCCCCGAGCAGUGCCGCAGCCCCGGCUCGGUGUGCCCCGGACGGUGGGGGACAGAGCGGUGCUUGGCGUAAGUGCACCCCGACCCGUCCUCACCCCUCGUCCUCACCGGCCACAGGGGCAGCAUGAGCACGGCCAAGCCGAAGCGCAUCAAGUUCUCCGAGGAGGAGAAAUUCCUCAUCCUGGAGGAGUUCAGCCUCCGCAAGGACAUCUUGAUCCCCAAGAGCGGCCGGUACAAGCACACGCUGGCCCGACAGCGUGCCUGGGAGGAGAUCGCAGCCGCCGUCAACUCCCUCAGCCCCCUGGUCCAGCGCACGCCCGACGAGAUUCGCAAGAAGUGGCACAACAUGGUCAUCAACGCCCGCAGGGAGCUGGCCGUGGAUAAGCACCCGCUGCUCCGCCAGCGGCCCCAGGAGAAGCUCUUCCAGAACAUCUUCGCCCUCUUCAACAAGCCUAGCCCGGGGCUGCCGGACCCGCUGCUCUCGGCCUCAGCCUUCAGAGCGAGAGCAGCCAGCAGCCCCCCCAGGAUGGAGGUCACCCCGGACUUGCUCCUGCAUGGCCAGAGCAGUGCUGCUGCUCCAGGCCGUGGGCUGCUCUGCCCCAUGGGGACCCCACCGGCCCCUGGCCCCAUACUGGAGAACUUCCUCAGCGCAGCCGGCAGGGAGCCCAAUUCCAAGGAGAGCUUGCUCCUAGCAGGACCUCAGGACAGCGUGGAAAAGAGACUGCCACCACCCAGCGCAGCCCCCGCAGUCCCCUGCCCACCUGCAGCAGAGGUGCUCCCGGCAGCGGCUCCCCAUCCUGCCUCGUCACAGGGCCAGGGUGCAGCGGGGAUGGCCCCCGUGCUGCCAGCCAGCUCCCCCGAGCCCCCCGCGCCCUUCUGCAUCAAGUGCCCGCCAAGCCCGGCGCUGGCGUGGCCGUUCCUCAGCACAACAGCGAGCCCGGCGAUGCAGAGCAGGGGGAUGGGCAGCCCCGGCCCCCCGGCCCCGGAUGAGAACGGCAGCCCAUCAGCGCCGGAGGGAUCCCAGCCCGGCCUGCGGGGCUGCAUCGGCAUGGCCGGGGAGCGGUGGGAGAAGCAGAGCCAGCUGCAGACGGAGAUCCUGGAGCUGCAGAAGGAGACCCUGCAGCUGCAGAAGGAGAAGAUCCUGCUGGAGAAGGAGAAGCUCCUCCUGGAAAUCGUCAAACUCCGCAGGGAGCUGGGCACCUGA